This is a messenger RNA of Asparagus officinalis (garden asparagus), 701 nucleotides long. RefSeq lists its product as uncharacterized. The record is from RefSeq and is a predicted model, not a curated record. The transcript is spliced from 2 exons. Bases 94 to 669 code for a protein of 191 amino acids. Lineage: Eukaryota; Viridiplantae; Streptophyta; Magnoliopsida; Asparagales; Asparagaceae.
CUGGACCCCACUCCGCACCCCAACCCCAACAAAGCACCCAUAAAUACUCUCCCCCUUCUCCCUCAAAGUCUCCUCGCUCAAUCAAGCCCGUCAAUGGCGACGAUGUCAACUCCAAAAACCCUAACCCUAAUCCUCCUCCUCAAUCUUCUCCUCCCCUCUCAAUCCGAGACAGUCUACGACCUCCUCCCAAGGUACGGACUCCCCCGCGGCCUCCUUCCCUCCGCCGUCAAAUCCUACUCCCUCUCCUCCAACGGCGAGUUCGUCGUCGAGCUAACCUCGACCUGCUACGUUCAUUUCUUAUCAAAUCUCGUCUACUACGAGAAAAAGAUCACUGGAAAAGUUUCGUACGGUCAGAUCACCGACAUCGAGGGAAUCCAAGCCAAGAAGCUCUUUUUAUGGACCUCCGUCACCAAAAUCGUCGCGCAUCCUGCUGAUGAAACCAUCGAGUUCUAUGUCGGGUUUUUGUCGGAGUCUCUGCAGGCGUCGGAGUUCGAGGAGGUGCCCGCGUGCAAAUCUAAGGUUGGAGGGUGCAGAGGAGUGGAUGGGGUUUUGAAGGAGGAGGCUCUGGCUGUUGCUGAGUGGUUUGAUUUUGCAAAGAAUCAUCUAUAUCAGCUGUACUACUCUGAUACUGGGUACUCAACAAAUGGCGGAAGAGAAGCAGUAGCUUAAAUUUGGUUUUUUCAUUUAUAACAUUGGUAUGA